This is a messenger RNA of Brachypodium distachyon (stiff brome), 1961 nucleotides long. RefSeq lists its product as uncharacterized. The record is from RefSeq and is a predicted model, not a curated record. Lineage: Eukaryota; Viridiplantae; Streptophyta; Magnoliopsida; Poales; Poaceae. The transcript has 2 exons. The coding region runs from base 190 to 1239 and encodes 349 amino acids.
AAUUCAUGGCUUCUGGCAGGCAGGCAGGCAGGCAGCACACGUGUAUGGCGUUUGGAAUUGGAGAAUGCCAUGUAAUCCUUGUGCUGAAAAGAGAACCGGAUUCAGAGUAGUAUCUGUGUUUAUGCAAGUCCUAAUUCGACUAGGACACAGCAGUCACCAAUCUCCUUCUUCUCUGUACAUCAACCAGCAAUGGAAGAAGGAACUCACAUGGGGUCGACGCCGCGGCUCGGAGAAGAAGACGACUUGGCAUACCACGACAACGUCGAGGAGGCUUCAAUCUGGCCGGCCUCGCUGCACCCGCCGCCGCUCCCCGCCGCCGCUCCUCCCUGGAUCCUCCUCGAACUCCCCGCCUACCUCACAACCCUCGGCGGCGCCGCCGCCACCACCGCCAGAUCCAGGACCAGGGGAGGCCACGCCAUCGAGGCCACCCUUUUCCCCGCCGCCCCGCCGCUCCUCUACCACAUCCGCGUCCACUGCCCCGACCUCAGCCCCACGCGCUUCGCCGCCGAGCCCAGGGUCUACGCCGCCGCCGACGGGCUCAUCCUCUUCGCCGUCGCCAUCGGCCACCGCUUCCUCAGCAGCAACCUCCGGAUGCUCGACUACUUCCUCUACGACCUAGCGCGCCCCUCCCUCGAGCUCCUCCCGCACCCUCCUGAGCCGCCCGGGCUUCGCCCGCACCCUUUUAGCCAAGCCGGCUUCUUCGGCGACAAGCUGGUCGCCCUCCUCCGCUUGUGCCACAACGAUGAAGAACAACUUAUCAUGCGUCCUCACGGCCCCGUUCGCAGUGACUACAUCAUUGCCAUCCUCGUGGGCCAAGAAGGCAGGGCCUUCGACCUCCACCGCUACAGAUCCGAUGCCGGGGCCUGGACAAGAACCAGGCUGCAGCUCGCCGCCAGCGUCAACACUCCCCUGGGCGGCACCUUCUUCUCGCAUUACACCGACAAGGUGAUAACUCUUACUGGCGGUUUCGUGGGCUGGGCAGACCUCAGGCGCGGAGCCAUCCUUUUCUUGGACGUGCUGCUCGAUGACCCACAACCCCACUAUGUGCCCUUGCCGCCGCAGCCCAUGACGGGCAACUGCGACGCCCUCGUGGCACAGGACAUUGCCGUCGUCGACAAAGGUUACAUCAAGUUCAUCGACCACCGGUACAACGACGAUGCCUCUGAUCAUGGCUGGACGGCCACCACAUGGACCAAGAAGAUCGCUGCCGAUCCGUGGAAGGAAGAAGAAGGUUGGUGAAUGGUCUGCGAGCUCCGUGCUUCUGACGUACUAGUCCCCAACUCUAUGCUGCCGCUGCUGCCGAAGCCCUUGCAAAGGCUUAGAACGGGACAUCCUGCAAUCAACUUGCAACACGACAAUGUCGUCUACUUCAUGUGCAAAGACAGACUCCGAGAUGACGAUGCCUGGAUGGUCGCCAUUGACAUGGCCAAGAAGAAGUUGCAAGGAGUCGUUCCGUUUUGUGCCGGGAGAACGAUUGCCAUCGAUCGCUCCUAUGUUCAACUCAGGCUCCCUGGUGAUCAUCCCAAAACCGCCCCAGGUAGAAUGAAACGACCUGGGGUGUUCUCUGCCGGAUCCUCCAGCAAGAAGUUGAGUGUGUCCCCUUUCCAAGAUAUGUAUACAAGUUAGGGACAACAACGACAUGGACUUGCAACAAGCACCCAAGUCGUGGACCUUUUGGUAAUCGGAGGGCCUAUGCUCAUGUCUCGCUGUUUCAUCUCCUACUAUUGCUGUUUCAUCUCCGACUAGUUCAGACAGAGCUUCUGCCUGCGCAAUAGAGCAGCAUAGAUCCGUUGUGUAAGGUUAUUUGGCAAGGCUAAUAAAUUAAAGCAGCAUAGAUCCGUUGUGUAAGGUUAUUACAGUAUUCUCUAUGUGGUUCAUUCAGUGUCCAGGACUCGUGAGAAAUAGAAGAAGGAAAAAACUUUGUUCAUCAUCAGAAGUUGUUUAAGGUUAUUGUUGUGACA